AGCCACUCCCAAUGCGGAAGAGAAAUUUCUCUAAAUAGUUCUCAUGUGCGGAAGCAUUUCGUUUGAAAUGUGAUAAACCGGUUAAUCCUGACAGUCCGCUGUUAGCCUCUAGCGAGGACAGACACUAAUUUCUUUCCACAAAUGACACUGGACGAGGAAAUGGCAUUGCCAGAUGGCAAGAUUUCAUUUGUCAGCAACCUCAAUGGAACAACGCUGACAGAGGUUUCACUGGGAUCCCUGUUAGCUCCACUGUGUGUCCUGAGUAGAGGACUCUUCCUUAUAGUGUUCCACCUGGGAAAAGGGGUCCUUCCAUUGUCCCAAGGAGUCCAUCUACAAUUGGACUUCAUGACACUGAUAAUUCCUUUGGUCCUGUCAUGUACCAUACUUUGCGACAUUCUUCACUUUGUAAUCAUGGGUCUGGCUCUAGUGGAUUUUGCUGUCCUGUACUUUGUGUACAACAACAGAAGGCGACCAUCUCAGGGUUCACACAAGAGUACGAUUGACAAGUUUCUACAAACAAGAGUAGAAUCUAAUCAGGUCCCAUUUGUAACCGUCUUCCGGGUUCUGGUCAAUGUGAAGACAGCCAUAAGCAUUCUGGCCGUCGACUUCAGUGUGUUCCCCAGACGAUAUGCAAAGACAGAGAUGUAUGGCACGGGGGUCAUGGAUUUUGGUGUUGGAGCAUAUGUGAUGGCCAAUGCACUAGUGUGUCCUGAAGCGAGAGGAAAGAAUAUUCAAGGAUCAAAAUUUAGCCAUGUGUUAAAGCAGUUUAUGUCUGUAUGGCCCCUGGUGCUUUUGGGGUUGGUGAGACUGGCGAGCAUCAAGUCAACUGGCUACCACGAGCAUGUGACCGAGUAUGGAGUUCACUGGAACUUUUUCUUCACGUUAGCUAUUGUUAGAGUGGUGGCAUCUGUGCUUUUAGCCAUUUUUCCUGUAAAUGUCUACUGGCUUCUUGCUCUCCUCCUUAGUGGAAUUUACCAGGUUUUCUUGCAGACAACAGAGCUUAAAAAUUUUCUCAUCCACAAUGAUGACCGUACAGGCUUUCUGCAGGCCAACAGGGAGGGUAUCUUCUCAGUUGUGGGUUACAUAGCCAUCUAUAUGGCUGGGGUUCAGGCUGGGCUAUACCUGAUGCAGAGCAGAACAUUAGUUAAGGACUGGAUCAAAGUGAUUCGUAACCUUCUGUUAACCUGCUUUGGGUUAUUUAUCACCUUGCACAUUUGCCAGACAUAUAUAGAGCCAGUGUCACGCAGAAUGGCCAACCUUUCUUUCUGUGUUUGGACUGUAGCUCAAUCCAUGUUAUUUAUUUCUUGCUUAAGCAUUGCUGAUGGACUUUUGCUUUAUUCUAAAGUGAUCUCUAAUGUUUCUCUUGUAGCUUCAUCAUGGACUCCUUGUACAAAUAAGAAGUCAGUAAAUUCAUCAACACAUGACAAGAUUAGACAAAAUUUAGAUGCAUUGUGUCUCGUACAAUCUGUAAACCGGAAUCAGUUAUUAUAUUUUCUGCUUGCAAAUAUUAUGACUGGUUUGACCAAUGUUUUAGUGGACACUCUAAACAGCAGUGAUGUCAUAGCUGUAAGUGUUUUGUUGAUGUAUAUGUUCAUAAAUAGCUUAGUCAUAUUUAUAAUGCAUAUUAAUAAAAUAACUAUUAAGUUCUGGUAAUACAUUGA
Triplophysa dalaica is the source of this 1661-nucleotide messenger RNA. It is a transcript of the gene pigw, whose product is annotated as phosphatidylinositol glycan anchor biosynthesis, class W. Lineage: Eukaryota; Metazoa; Chordata; Actinopteri; Cypriniformes; Nemacheilidae. Gene Ontology annotation, biological process: GPI anchor biosynthetic process; protein localization to plasma membrane. The record is from RefSeq and is a predicted model, not a curated record. Gene Ontology annotation, cellular component: endoplasmic reticulum; membrane. The transcript is spliced from 3 exons. Gene Ontology annotation, molecular function: glucosaminyl-phosphatidylinositol O-acyltransferase activity. The coding region runs from base 142 to 1653 and encodes 503 amino acids.